Messenger RNA from Amaranthus tricolor (Joseph's coat), 3502 nucleotides. RefSeq lists its product as uncharacterized. The transcript is spliced from 10 exons. The record is from RefSeq and is a predicted model, not a curated record. Bases 324 to 3260 code for a protein of 978 amino acids. Gene Ontology annotation, cellular component: nuclear pore. Lineage: Eukaryota; Viridiplantae; Streptophyta; Magnoliopsida; Caryophyllales; Amaranthaceae.
AUAAAAAUUAAAAUUAAAAUUUGUAAAAUACUAAACUUUUUGAGAUUUGGAAAUAAUUGAAUAAAAAAUCAAUUGUCGGAGUCAAUAGUUAGUGGUCACCGACUUCAGUGGUACUGUCAGUCUCUACUCGUCUCUUGUGGUUCAUUGAAGUAGAAGUGUACAACAACAAGCCCCCUAUAAGCCUACAACCCACUAUUUUCUGUUUUGGUUUGCUUUGUUCUUCACUCCAUUUUCUCUAAUUUCUACAAUCAACCUGUUUUUGCAGGAAUUCUUUCUGAUUUCGUUGGUUGAGAUUUUGGUGCAAUAGUUAGCAUUGCCUGGCAAUGGUUUUAGGUCUCAGGAACAAGACUAGGAGAGGGCCUAGUAUUCAGGUGGAUUACUUGAUUCAUGUUCAAGAUAUUAAGCCUUGGCCUCCUACACAAUCACUAAAAAAUGUACGUUCUGUCUUGAUCCAAUGGGAAAACGGUGAACGUAAUUCUGGGUCUACCAGUUCUGUGGCUCCUUCCAUUGAGGACGGAAAGAUUGUGUUCAAUGAAUCUUUUAGACUUUCUGCUACUCUGUCUAGGGAUAUGUCUGUCAAAACCGGAGGUGAUGUAGAUAUAUUUCACAAGAACUUGUUAGAAUUGAACUUGUAUGAACCUCGUAGAGACAAGACGGUGAAAGGGCAGUUGUUAGGGACUGCAAUCGUGGAUUUGGCAGACUAUGGCGUUGUUCGAGAAGUAACGAGUGUAAGUGCUCCAAUGAAUUGUACCAGGAGCUUUAGGAACACAAUGCAACCGAUUUUGAACCUUAGAAUACAAGCUUAUGAUAAGGUUCGAUCAAGUUCAGGUGUAUCGUUGAGGGGUAGAUUAGCCAAAGAAGCAUCGCUUGACAAGAAUGACGCAGAAUCAGUUUCCGCGUUAAUGAGUGAGGAAUAUGCUGAUGAAGCUGAGGUUGCUUCCUUCACCGAUGAUGAUGUUUCAUCACAUUCCUCACUCAAUGCUUCAUCAGUUCUUGAGUCAAAUGGAGCUUCACCUUCACAAAAUAAGGAGAAUGGCUCAAGUAGGGGAAAGCGGCAUGCAGAGUUUUCGUCUAACAAGGGGAAGCCAAAUGAUAGAUCGCAUUCUUUUUCCGAUUCCUCUGAGUUAGACUCGGAAUCGAACUUGGAAAACGAGUCUUCUACAUCAGGACAAGCUCAUGAAAGUAGUCGACAAGUCUUAGACGAAGUUGCUAGUUUAAAAGAUCAAGGACUUACUAUUUCGAUGUCAAAUGAAGAUCCGUCAAUCGCUAAAGCUAAAGGAAGUUCAAAGGAAGCACCCGGUGAACAUAACUUUGAAAAUGAUAUUUUAGUUCAAUCCACAAGGGGGAGUGAGAAAAAUUCCGAUGAUGUGGAGAUCAAAGAUGGGGACAUGCACAAAAACAAUGAUCGGAAAAUCCCGGUAGUGGAAGAACACAUAGUUGGAAAUCCACCAUGUGAUAUUCUUCCACCGGAUGUAAACGCAAACCAUGUUUUGUCCGAAAGUGAUUCACAUAUCAUGAGGGAUAGAGUUAGGCAUGUGAAAUCUGUUCGAUCCAUGAUGGAUUCUUCUAGAAGCAACAGUCCUUCCGGAGGUUUCUCUGGAAGCACUUUAAAGCAGGAAAUGAAAACCUCGGGAAACAGAAGUUACUCUUCUGAUGGUAAAACCCUCGGAUUAGAACAAAAGAUAAAGAUAUUGGAGAGGGAGUUGAGAGAAGCCGCUGCUCUUGAGGUUUCUCUAUAUUCCGUGGCUGCGGAGCAUGGAAGUUCCACUAAUAAGGUUCAUGCGCCUGCAAGGCGCCUUUCUAGGUUAUGUCUUCGAGCUGAAGAAGGAAUGAAGAGAUCAAGCGCCGCACAAAGCGCAAUCUCAGGACUAAUUAUUGUGGCAAAAGCUUGCGGAAAUGAUGUUCCUAGAUUGACCUUUUGGUUGUCAAACUGUGUUGUGCUCCGGGCAAUUGUCAGUGAGGCCUUUACAGAGGAGCAGUUGCCUGUAUCCGCUAGCUCGUCAACAGAAAGGACUAGAGUUGGAAAGGGAGUAAAUCAGAAAUCCUCUGUACUAAAGUGGAAACUUUCCUCCGAUACACAAGCUAAUAAAAAUUCUAUAAAAGGAAGUUUUCAAGAUUUUGAUGAUCCACACGCAUUUGUGUCUGCAUUACAAAAAGUCGAAUCUUGGAUUUUUUCACGAAUCGUAGAAUCUAUUUGGUGGCAGACUUUGACUCCGCACAUGCAGCCCGCAGCUGCUCAGAUGAUUGAUAAAUUAGUCGAUUCGGGCAUCUCUAAAAAGAAUAGGAGGUCAUCCUCUUCGGGUGACCAUGAGCAGGUCAACUUUUCGUUAGAGCUCUGGAAGAAGGCAUUCAAGGAAGCUUGUGAGAGGCUUUGUCCCCUCCGAGCUGGUGGUCAUGAGUGUGGCUGUUUGCCGGUGCUAGCUAAAUUGAUAAUGGAGCAAUGUGUGGCAAGAUUAGAUGUAGCAAUGUUCAAUGCUAUUCUCCGAGAAUCUGUCGAUGAUAUUCCAACUGAUCCUGUUUCUGACCCUAUUAGUGAUGCCAAGGUUCUCCCAGUUCCAGCCGGGAAAUCAAGCUUCGGUUCUGGCGCACAGCUUAAAAACGCAAUCGGAAACUGGUCUAGAUGGUUAACCGACCUAUUUGGAAUCGAUGAUGAUGAUCCACUCGAAGAAGAAAGGGAGGAUGAUGAAGAUGACAGUAAGGGCGUUAAAUGUGAUACCUUCACAUCUUUCCAUCUUCUUAAAUCACUAAGUGACCUCAUGAUGCUCCCAAAGGACUUGUUACUUAGUGAGUCAAUCAGACGAGAGGUAUGCCCUACAUUUGGUACCCAACUAAUUAAAAGAGUUCUCGAAAAUUUUGUUCCUGAUGAGUUCUGCUCAGACCCGAUCCCAGAUGCUGUCUUUGAAGCACUCGAUACUGAGAAUAUCAAUAAUACCGAAGAUGAAGGAUUAAUCAUUAACUGUCCAUGCACAGCACCUGCGGUAUUCUACUCCCCACCACUACCAUCCUCACUCGCCAGUGCGAUUGGCAUUAACUCAGGCACACAAAGUCCAUCUCAGUUACGAAGGAGUGGAUCGGUGCUUCGAAGGUCAAACACUAGCGAUGAUGAAUUAGAUGAACUAGAUUCACCACUCCACGCAAUUCUAAGCGAGGAUCCGUAUGUAUUGCCUGAAUGGAAACAAAAAUGGAAAGUGGUGCAAAAUAAACAGAAAUUUGCCAGUAGAUAUCAACUCCUUCGAGAAGUUUGGGAUGCCGAAUCGUGAAUAGGAUUGUGCAUUAGGAGAAUUGUAUAGAUGUAUGAACUGUAAUGUAGCAACUAGCAAGAUCCUUUUCCACUAAAUUCUGUAAAUAAAAUUAUGUUGUGAGUUGUGACUGUUUGAAUAACACCACAUGCUAUAUUACCCAAACAUCGUAAAAUGACUCUAAUGUAAGUGAGGUUUGGAGGAGUCAGAUGUACGCAAUUAUAUCUUUGUCGGUGAUAAUAAAAGGUUAAUGAUAUCACUAA